AUGGCCCCACCACCCAAGUACGACGUAUCACCCGAGGUGCCAAUUCGGGUUACUGAUCUUCUAAACCAGGCUCAGAUCCCCUGCUGUCUUUGGGAAAAUCUCAUGCUCAGUGUCCUCGGAGCAUCAGUGGAAGUCACGGACGCAGAUUUUAUCAUUCCAGAUCAGCAGAUGGCGACCGCAGCCGUAGUCCUCGUAAGUAACAACUUCAAGGAAUGCACAAUGUCCGUGGACGACUGCCCCAAGUUCGGCCCGCUGCGCGGCGAGCCCCGUCCAGCGCGCCACUUCUUCUUUGACGACGGGACGCACACCGGCGAAAACUCCCAGACCGUGAAUCUCUGGGCCCACCGCUCUCUGCUGGGUCACUUCCCUGAGAUCCCUUGUAAUGUGCCGUCUAGGGGCGUGCACGGCCACCCCUACAUCUCCGCCGCGCACACAACCCUCCUCCCGCCCCAUGUUCCAGGGAGGUGCAUUGGACGGCUACAGGAUCUUGUUGUCGAAGGCCGGAGGGUCAACGUAAUUACCUUCAAGCCAACCCCACUGAUUGAGCAUCUGCUGAUCCUGCUCUCCCGGGACAUUGACCGCCGCCCUCCGGCUGAGCAUGUCUGGCGCUCAUACCUCUCUGCUAUCCUGGAGGCCCAGAACUACCAUGGAAUGGCUGACGUUGCCGGUUUUGAGUGGGCACUGACAAGGACAGCUUGGGUUGCCUUGCUUGAGAACUCGCCCUCGAGCUUUGACAAAACAUUGAGGCGCAUGCAGGCGGACGAUAUUAUGGGGAGGACGCGGGCGCGCUGA
This is a messenger RNA of Aspergillus campestris IBT 28561, 792 nucleotides long. RefSeq lists its product as uncharacterized. The transcript has 2 exons. The record is from RefSeq and is a predicted model, not a curated record. The coding region runs from base 1 to 792 and encodes 263 amino acids. NCBI's taxonomy places the organism in Eukaryota, Fungi, Ascomycota, Eurotiomycetes, Eurotiales, Aspergillaceae.